Nicotiana tabacum (common tobacco) is the source of this 1367-nucleotide messenger RNA. RefSeq names its product RING-H2 finger protein ATL38-like. Lineage: Eukaryota; Viridiplantae; Streptophyta; Magnoliopsida; Solanales; Solanaceae. The record is from RefSeq and is a predicted model, not a curated record.
ACCAGGUCGAUGACACAUCAAUCAUAAUUUUGAGUUUCAAUUUCCUGAAAAAGAAAAAAAAAUCCAGCAGGGGAUUUUCUAAAAGUAGAGUCAACUUCCUUUGUUGCAUAUAUAAGGGGGAAAACAUGGAGACAGUGUGAGAAUAUCUGAGAAAGUUGGUAUCUUGAGAAGAAAAAUUGCAUCAUCUAUACAAUAAAGAAUUUGGGUGCUGUUUAAAGUAAAUUAUUCAAGAGUGUUGGGGGUACAAUAAGAUUAAUUUCGGAUGGUAGUAAGAGAACAAGACUUGAGAUUAUUUUCUUGGAUAUUUGAUUAUUGGGCUUUUGACUGGACAAUAAAAUCAAGUUGGAAAAGAUGACAUCUUCAGCUGUGAAUUUGGUGAUGACUGUGAUUGGGUUUACAGUGAGCACCAUAUUCAUAGUAUUUGUGUGCACAAGGCUAAUUUGUGCAAGAAUUCAAUACCUGACCCGGCGCUCUUCUUCUUACACUACUUCCAGAUCUGAUCUUAGCAUUGUGGAACGUGGUUUACAUGGCCUGGAGCCUCUUGCUGUUGCCAACUUUCCAACAAAGAAGUAUAGCGAUGCAUUUUUUACCUUUGCAGAAGAUACUCAAUGCACAGUUUGCCUUGCUGAGUAUUGGGAGGAAGAUACAUUACGUAUUUUGCCUUUGUGUGGGCACUAUUUCCAUGCCACUUGUAUUGACAUAUGGUUUCAGCAGCAAUCCACAUGCCCAGUUUGUCGAAUUUCCCUGCGUGAGACUGUUGAGAAGAAGUGCUUUAUGCAACCCUUGUUUAGUUCAGCUGUCCGAUCUCAAUAUGUGACGGACUCUCUGAAUGUUAAUUCGAACCAAUGCUCAUCAUCAGGGCAGAGGCUUUCUUCAAGAUUACAUGACUGCCAGAAAACAAACCACACUACAGAGAGUGCAUCAAAUGCAUAAGCCUAUAGGCCUCAAGAUUAUAAAUGGCGAAAUUGGCGGAGAUUGAAAGGUAUUUACAAUGCUGUAAUAACGUUAAAUCUAAUUAUACAGAUUUUCCUCUUGCUUUCUUUCAAGUAUAGCAAGGUGAUGUCUGUAUACAAAUACACAAUGGACCUAAUAUGAUUCGACCCUUUUCCGAACCCUACCCAUACAUAAUGGGAGCUUAGUGCAUAGGGCGGUCCUUUUUUUUUUUUUAAAUAGCAAAGCGAUGCCUUUUUUUUUUUUUUUUUGUUUUUGUUUUUGUUUUUGUUUGUCUGUUUUCUUUUGUAUACUAUACAGCAGCUGGGGUGUAUAGCUUUUUUGUAAGUCAAGUCAGGGCAAAUAUUUUUUCUCCUUUUUGUAAAUGUUCUUCAGUUUAGGUGGUGGUAGCCCUGUAGAGGCAUUAGUUCAGCUUC